CGCCCCGAACGACCGUCCACAUCGACUGCCUCCAGGAGCCGGCGAGCACCUCCCCCCGAAGCGGCGGAUACCUCUCAGCCCCGGCAUCGGGUGACGAGGGCAGCGCGAGCUGUACAGGGGGCUGGGGUUCGGCUGGCGGCGCCAGGCUCACGCGGGACCCGCGGGCGUGCAGGGCCUGUGGCGGGCGCGAGCCUGUGCCACAGCAGAUUGCCCCGCGCGGGCGGCGUGUGUGCCCAGCGCGAGGGCUGCUGGCGGCCGGGCUGCGCACGGCGGCAGGAGGAGGAGGAAGAGGAGGCGGAGGAGGAGGAGGAGGAGGCGGAGGAGGAGGCGGCGGCGGAGGACGCACGAGGAGGC
Prorocentrum cordatum is the source of this 354-nucleotide messenger RNA. Lineage: Eukaryota; Dinophyceae; Prorocentrales; Prorocentraceae. The record is from the annotation of a GenBank genome assembly.